AAAGGUCAGUUUGUAAUACCGUAUAAAAUGCAUCUAACACAGCAUGCAUAGAGAAGACAUACUCUGUUUUGAUCAAGUGUAGUCGUGGUAGCUACAAGUGUAAUGGUGUGGAUAAAUAUAGUUUUACUUUUAUCAGUAGUAGUUGUGUACUCAGAAGCAAAGCCUGACAUUGAGAUGUCGUACAAGUUUUCUGAUACAAGGUGCUGGAUAGAAUGUAGUGUAACAGAUAUGCCAGCCAAUUCUGAGGUACUUUUAUCGAAGAUUUCAUCAGAAGACAACUCUGUUUAUUAUUUUUCGGACGGACAUCCGCAGUACAGAAUUUUUAAUAAAGGGGAAACAUAUGUUACUGUUCAGAUAAUGUCUAAUUACUUGCAAUGGGAAGGUGAAUACAUAUGUACAGUAAGAGAGAAGACUCCAAAUCCUACAACAUGGACAACAGAACCUGUAUAUAUAAAGUAUACAACUUCUCCAAAAAUCACAGGCUACAAGUAUGAUAGAAAUUUGAAUCUGGGGUUCUUAGUUAAUGGUACUGAUUUUCGAUUCCAAUGCAUAGCCACAGGCAUCCCAAAACCUAAUAUAACAUGGACAAAAAAAGGAGAUGAACAAUUCCUGUCAGUGGGCCCCAUGUUACAUUUUCCAUCAAUAACCAAAGCUGAAGAUGGAAAGUAUUUUUGUACAGCUGAUAAUGGCGUAGGAAGAGCAAUAGAUAUCGGAACAUUUAUAGAAGUCAACAGAUACAAACCGACGAUGAAAUAUGAUUCUAUUCCUAUUAGGACAGUUACAGAAUAUGAAAUAAACGAGUAUUGGGUAGAUGGAAAAAUGAAAGUCUUAGUUCAAGGUUGCCCUGAUCCAACUGUUACCUGGUGGAAAGAAAGUGAAAAUGGUAGAAAGAAAAUAACCGAAGAAAAUAAUAGUUAUGAACACGGCUUUAUCAUAGCCCGUGGAUGGGACGUCUCGUGUUAUACAGAUAAUAUCGAAAAUACUGAAUAUAGCUUAAAAAUGCACAGGUUCAACAAAACAGAUCUAGGAACCUAUGUCGCAAAAGCGGAGAGUAUUCUUGGUAUAGUUGAGUUAAAAUUCAUAAUCAGACUUGAGACUGAUUAAUAUGAAACUUCGGAAAAUCGAAGACCUGAUGACGCCAGCGAAACAUACCUUAAGUAACCACACUACACCAACAUAUAUUAAUCCUUACUAUGAUUUACAAUCUAAUAAAACUGGUAGCUACAUGUAACAGUAUUGUUGCCUAUUAAAAAACUUACCAACUAUGA
Messenger RNA from Mytilus californianus (California mussel), 1268 nucleotides. Its product is annotated as hemicentin-1-like. The record is from RefSeq and is a predicted model, not a curated record. Gene Ontology annotation, molecular function: cell adhesion molecule binding. Gene Ontology annotation, cellular component: cell-cell junction. NCBI's taxonomy places the organism in Eukaryota, Metazoa, Mollusca, Bivalvia, Mytilida, Mytilidae. Gene Ontology annotation, biological process: cell-cell adhesion. Bases 103 to 1104 code for a protein of 333 amino acids. The transcript is spliced from 8 exons.